AGAGAGAGGGGAGAGUGGUAAAGCGCGCGCAAAGGAGGGACGCAGAAGGAGACACACCGUGCGUACUUUGAGUUGACAGGAGCCGCGUGACAGUUUGCAGAUGCCGACAGAUGUGCCCGAAGGCAGACUCAGAAUCGAGGAGCCCCAGUGUGACAUGACUCUGCCCAGCACGCCGAUUGUCCGCAGAGGAAGCACUCCUUUGCCUCUGAAGCACCAGCUCAGGCGAGAAGAAGCUGUCCAUGAUGAUUGCGAUUGGACAUCAGCAGCAGCUGGAACUUCAGCGUCGCCAGUCAGCUUCAGCUCCGCCUUAGAUGACGCUUUGACCGUGACCACAGAGGACAGACAUGAGGGGCCUUUGAGGAUUGCCUUGCUGGGGCAGAACGGUGUGGGAAAGUCAUCCCUCGCUAUCGGCCUUGCCGGGGACAUGGACAGGACUGCGUCUGUCGAUUCUGACGGGGAGAGUUAUGUACGCACGGUAACCGUGGAUGACGAGGAGAGCACCAUUAUUAUCUAUGACAACUGGAGACAGGAUCUGUCUGCUCUGCAGUGUGACGUGUGUGUUCUGGUGUUCUCAGUAACAGACAGGCGUAGUUUUCACCGCACUGCCCAACUUCGACUUCUCCUGAGGGAGACUCAGCCGCAGACGCCCAUCAUCCUCGUCGGUAAUAAAAGCGAUCUGGUUCGCUCGCGUGAGGUCUCUUCGCAAGAGGCCAUGUCCAGUGCAGCCCUGUUUAACUGUCUGUAUCUGGAGAUCUCUGCCUCUCUGGACCAUCGUACCCCAGAACUCCUGGUGUGUGCAGUGCGGCUAGCCCGAGGCCAGACUCCAUGGCCCCCGGGGACCAGUGUGGAGGACAUGAGCGGUGGAGGCCAACGUGAAAGCAUCACAUCCCGUGCCAAACGGUUUCUGUCCAGCCUGGUCCCCCGGUACCCUCGGGAAAGAGAAGUGGGCAAGUUCCUACGGCAGAAAUCCCGCUCUUGCCAUGACCUGGGGGCACUGUGAUCAGCACCACAAAGAAAUUAAUGGUUAGAUUGUUACACACCAACAGUGGGAAGUGGUUUAGUAUACAACCUGGUGUUGACGUGGAAUGGCAGGUAGUGAAGUCUGAGAGAGAUGAGUGAUGGCGUGACAAUGAUUAUCACGUGCACUCAGAAGAGGACACCGGCAAGAAUGACAACAACCGUUAGUGGUGUUUGGCAUUGGAGAAUUACAAAGAAAUUUUGUACACAAAAUCAAACAAAGCAGAUUACAAUACUGCUGUUGAACACAGGUACAUAGACUGUACUAGUGAUCGUCCACUCUAGUAGUUUUAUGCACAUAAUAAAAUGUUUUGGUUUUUUUUUUUUGAGUCUUCA
Messenger RNA from Thalassophryne amazonica, 1353 nucleotides. RefSeq names its product GTP-binding protein REM 2-like. Gene Ontology annotation, molecular function: GTPase activity; calcium channel regulator activity; GTP binding. Gene Ontology annotation, cellular component: plasma membrane. Lineage: Eukaryota; Metazoa; Chordata; Actinopteri; Batrachoidiformes; Batrachoididae. The transcript has 6 exons. The record is from RefSeq and is a predicted model, not a curated record. The coding region runs from base 101 to 1000 and encodes 299 amino acids.